Messenger RNA from Etheostoma spectabile (orangethroat darter), 995 nucleotides. RefSeq lists its product as uncharacterized. The transcript is spliced from 5 exons. The record is from RefSeq and is a predicted model, not a curated record. NCBI's taxonomy places the organism in Eukaryota, Metazoa, Chordata, Actinopteri, Perciformes, Percidae. The annotation marks the transcript as partial.
CUGGAAAUUUAAAAGUGAUCUUUGUCUCUUUCUAACAGGACCCAUCAGAGACCAGACCCUGCUGGACCUGGACCUGGACCCAGCUGUGUGUAGAGUCCCCGGUCCAUGCUACUUUAAAAACAAGGUGACCUGUAAGAGAGAUCAGAAUGGAGGGCUGGAGGAUGGACAUGGAGAGAAGAAUGGACAUGGAUCUGAGGAGAAUGGAAAUGGAGAGGAGGGAACUGGAAAUGAUGAUGAGGAGACGGAGGACCCAGCAGAAACCAGACCCUCCUGAUCCUGAUCCUGAUCCUGGACCUGAUCCCAGCUGUGUGUCCUUGAAGAGCGACCAGUCAUAUCAAGGCCUCAUUGACUUUAAAGGAGAUCAACCCUCUGCUGGAGAGAGAGACCGGGAGAGCUCAGAGGGUCCUAGUGGGUCCCAGUCCUCCCAGCAGCAUCAAACCCACCUGGACUCCAUCUUUAGGCUGCUGGAGGACAACAUCGUCACUUUUGUGAAGAAUGAGCUGAAGAAGAUCCAGAAGGUUCUGAGUCCAGAUUACCCAGAAUACCCAGAGAGUCAGAGGGAGGGUGAGGAUGAAGAGCAGAGGAGGAGCAGAGAGGCGUUUCUGAAGAUCACACUGCACUUCCUGAGGAGAAUGAACCAGGACGGGCUGGCUGACCGUCUGCAGAGCAGAAGUUCAGCAGGAGUCUGUCAACGUAAACUCAAAUCUAAACUAGACAGGACGUUCCAGAGUGUGUUUGAGGGGAUUCCUAAAGCAGGAAACCAAACUGUUCUGAAUCAGAUGUUCACAGAGAUCUACCUUCUGAAGGGAGGGGCUGCAGGGGUCAAUGAAGAACAUGAGGUCAGACAGAUUGAAACAGCAUCCUGGAAACCAGACAGACCAGAACCAACAAUCAGACAAGAAGACAUCUUUAAACCCCCACCUGGAAGAGAUGAACCAAUCAGAGCAGUGAUGACAACGGGAGUGGCGGCAUCGGGAAACAGUCUUAACACAGAA